This is a messenger RNA of Agrilus planipennis (emerald ash borer), 1647 nucleotides long. RefSeq names its product general transcription factor 3C polypeptide 1. The record is from RefSeq and is a predicted model, not a curated record. NCBI's taxonomy places the organism in Eukaryota, Metazoa, Arthropoda, Insecta, Coleoptera, Buprestidae. Bases 156 to 1634 code for a protein of 492 amino acids. Gene Ontology annotation, cellular component: transcription factor TFIIIC complex. Gene Ontology annotation, molecular function: DNA binding. The transcript has 7 exons. Gene Ontology annotation, biological process: 5S class rRNA transcription by RNA polymerase III; transcription initiation at RNA polymerase III promoter.
CUCAUUAUCUCUUCGAUCGCUUUCGUUAUUAAUCUACAUAUUAUUAUUAUUGUCACAAAAGUAAUGAUGAAAAAUGCAGGCAAAAAACUAAUUUAUUUUUUAGUUAAAGAAGAUCAUUAAGGAUUAAUAAAUAACCUGUUAAUAGGAUAAAAAAAAUGGAUUUAUGUAGUCAAAAAAAGGAUUUUAAACAAAACAACCCUCCAGGAGAAGUAAAUAGACCGGACAAUUGCCCCAGUGCUAACAAAAAUGAGGUUGCAUUGACAAGAUCAUCAACCGAAGAUUUUACAAAUAAAAAUAAGUACAUUGUGGAGUUUGUUGAGGAAACCAUCAAAUAUAAAAAUAAAGUAAAAACUUGUAACAUAGACCUUUAUUGUGACCUGUGUGAAAUAGGUGCUCUUGAAGUUGCUUUGGAAGGGCUUGAUGGAAUUACUAUUGAAGGUUUAUGGACUAGAAUUGUUAAUGCAUUAGAAGAUACAUAUAUCAGUGAUAAACUAAAGAACUAUGUAUGGGAAAAUAUCAGAUACAGAAAAGAAAUUGACUUUUAUGAGUUAGAAAAUCCUAGACCAAAUUUAUUUGUACAUGAUCGUUAUCAAAAUAUAGAUGAUGAGUUGGGAUUGGUUUUAGAUGUUAAAGUUCCUGACAUUUAUGAAUAUUCUCCAGUUAAUGAUAAACAGAAUGGGAUAGUUGGUUCAUGUAAAGAUUAUUAUUCAAGAAAACUAGUUUCAAAUGAAGUUAGAGAGCUAAACUGGUAUGAACUGAUGGAAAAAUAUGGAAAUAAACUUGUUAUUGUUGCCUCACAAAAUCUGAGAAAACAUUCCCUUUUUAAUGAUCUCUGUGAUCCUUUAGUAGAACUUAUGGAUAGUCAGUAUUGUGUUUUGGAAAGAAUUGGUCGUUCAAGAAAGCAGGGUGAAGUAACACAAGGAAAAAUGUCACUCCAAUGUAUAGCAAAAGAUCCUAAAACGUUAUUUUAUUAUCGCAAAUUAUUGGAAGAAAAGCUUUUAAUUACCAAACAAACUUUUAUGAUGAAAAGUAACAAUUCAAAUAUGAAUGGAAACGUUUUACAUUUACUCAAGUUUUAUAAUGAAAGAAAACCAAAAGCACAAGUACUUACAGAAAAAAUUGUAAAUAUUUUGAAAGAAAAGCCCCAUUAUCGAAUGGAUUAUGUGGAACUCAGAAAAUUAUUUUCAAAUAAUGAAGAAAUUUCCAAGCUUUUAAAAUUACCAAUCUUUCAAAAAUUUGUAAGGACUGAUGUGCCAUUACGAUAUAGAGAUUUUUAUCCUGAUGCACCCAAAUAUGAGUGGAAAUUGAAAAAGAAAGAUAAGGAAAAAACUGUUAGAGCAAUAGAACUUAUCGACCCUCAGUUAAAUGUAGCAAGUUGCUGGAAUGAAGAAAAUGUCUCAGACUUGUCUUCAGACGAUGAAGCUCUAAGCGAAAUUUCGUUAACCGACUCUACAUUAACGCAAGUUUUUAAAAUUGUAUUUGAUUCCGAUUCAAAAGGCAUAACUAUGAAAGAUAUACAACGUUUAACGAAUCUUGAUUUUUAUUCUGUGAGAGCCAUUGUCAGAAUAUUGGUUAAAAGGAAAGCAGUUCAAUCGUUUAAAAUCGAUAGAGAAAAACAACGAAUCGUUAAGUGAGUCAUCUUGUUAA